Messenger RNA from Girardinichthys multiradiatus, 2691 nucleotides. RefSeq lists its product as uncharacterized. Gene Ontology annotation, molecular function: serine-type endopeptidase activity. Gene Ontology annotation, biological process: proteolysis. Lineage: Eukaryota; Metazoa; Chordata; Actinopteri; Cyprinodontiformes; Goodeidae. The record is from RefSeq and is a predicted model, not a curated record.
AUGGAUGCAGAGAAGGAUAAACAUCAGUCCAGGUGUCUGACCACCCUGGAAAAAUGUCUGAUAUUUCUCUUUGUUGCAAUGACAAGCAUCGGCCUUAUAGCCCUCUACUUUACAGACAAGUCUUAUUCCUCUGCUCCUGCAGAAGGGCCACACUCAGGAUGUGGAGGUCCCCAGGAGCUAACCGGUGAGUCGGGCACCUUCAUCAGCUGGAACUAUCCCAGCAGUUACAACAAUGGCAAAAGCUGCACAUGGAGCAUCACUGUGGACCCUGACAAGGUGAUUCAUCUGUGGUUUGUGGAGUUUGCUUUGGAGGAGAAUCAGCUCUGCACAGCAGAUUUUGUCACACUGCGAGACACACUGGGAACCAUUGGUAAAUACUGUGGCUACACUAAACCCAAACCUUUGGUGACUCUUUCAAACCAUGUGAUGGUCCACUUUGACACCAAUGAAGACCAAGGAUUUAAAGCUCACUACAAAGCUGUGACUCCAGAUUUUGCAUCCCAAAUAGCCGGGGCUGGCGGUCUCCUCCAAGGUGAUCAGGGGAAUCUGAUGACUCCGGGCUUCCGAGGGCAAAGCUAUCCAAACGGAGCACUUUACCAGUGGAGAAUCACAGUGCCUGAAGGUGAGCGGGUCCGACUGACAUUUACCACCUUUGACCUUGUCCCUGAUGUCUGUGGAGACUUUGUUCAGAUUUAUGAUGGCCACAAGGCCGGAUCUUCUUUGAUCGGUACGUUUUGUGGUGGAAAUGUUCCCAAGCCAGUGGAGUCCAGUGGCAACACAAUGGUUGUCCGCUUUAAAUCUGACAACAGCUUGACUUCUAAAGGGUUCCAGGCAACUUACACAAAGUCCAGCCUUCCCCCUGUUGCCAUUCCUACCACAACUACAGCCCCAGCCACUACCAGCACCAAAACCCCACCUCCUCCUAUAACUUCUGGACAAAAAGGAAUUAUCCAGUCCACAGGUUUCCCAAAUUCAUACUCGGCUCAUUCCAAUAAUUCCUGGAAGAUAUCCGUGUCCAAAGGGUUCUUGGUUAAACUGCACAUCACUGACUUGGAAAUCACAGGGGAGACUGGACACUGCAAAGAUGACAAGCUAAUCCUCUCAGACGACUAUAGCAUUCUGGGUACACAUGGUGGCCACAUCCUCCCUCAACUGGUGGUCAGCAGCAGUAACACAAUCUCCGUCACCUUCCAGUCGGACCGUCGCCUCACAGACCGAGGAUUCUCUGCAGAGUGAGAGGCAGUGUAUCCUGAGAAUAUUGCAGAGAUCCAGGGAUGUGGCUUUUCCUCUGAUGAGGAAAGUGGUGUUAUCAAAUCCCAGAACUAGCCGAUGAACUACAAGGCCAACACAGAGUGUAUGUGGAACAUUGCUGUGCCUUUAGGGAAACAAAUCCCUCUGACGUUCUCUCAUUUUGACCUGGAAGCCAAAGAUUUUCUUACAUCUAAGUGCUACAACAACGUGAUACUGUAUGACCUCAAUGGACCAUUAUGUGGAACAGACCUGCCUACUAGCAUCCAAACGAAAGGCAACAGGUUGAUGAUCCGUCUUCACACAGACUUGUUUAGUGAGGCUGAAGGCUUCAGAGCUUACUGGACUACAAAUCCCAGUCUCCCUGCUCACACUGAGCCACUUGCUGAAAACAAUCCCUGGGACAGCAUCACUAUAGACUGGCCCCAAACAUGCGGGAAACCAGUCAUUCCUCCUAUCGUAGCGUCACGCAUUGUGAAUGGAGAGGAAGCCGUAGCGCACACCUGGCCCUGGCAGGUCUCCAUGCAAGUGGGAAUAUAUGCAGACGAGCUGCAUCGCUGGCGUAUGUGCCUCGGCAAACACAACCUGACCACCACAGAGCUAAACGAACACUGCAUCAACAUCUCUGGCAUCUAUUGCCACGAAGGCUUCCAGUAUCCCACGGUGCCCACUGUGGAGUUUGACGUUGUCCUGGUGAGGCUGGUUGAAGAUGCCACUCCCACUGAUGAGAUUUCCUUCGCCUGCCUUCCCUCUGAGGAGGAAAUCCUUCCUGAAGGAAAGAAGUGCUAUGCCACUGGCUGGGGGGAUGAGACAGGUGCUAAUUCUUUCUCAUGUUCAACUUCAGAGACACUCAACCAGGUGGCCCUGCCUGUUGUCCCAUAUGACACCUGCAAACGAAUGGAUUACUGGUGGUUCCAGGUGAAGACCUCCAUGAUCUGCUGCGGAUACACACUGCUUGAUGAGCUGCAGUCUGUCUGUCAGGGAGACACAGGUGGUCCACUGGUGUGCCAGGACACACCUGGUGGUCCCUGGGAGGUUCAUGCUAUAACCAGCUUCGGUCCAAUUGGAUGCAUUAUGAACAAAAAGCCCUCCGUGUUCACCCGCAGCUCAGCCUACCUUCCACGGAUCUCAGAUGUCAUCUGCAGGGACAUCUACAAUGAGCACACAUCAGGUUGUGGAGGGCCAAAGGAUUUGCCUGGUGAAGAUGGCACCAUAUCCUCACUGGAUUACCCCAGCACCUACAGCAUCAACGCCCAAUGCCAGUGGAACAUCGAGGUGCCUGCAGGGAAACUGGUAAACCUCCACUUCAGCGGUUUCUCCCUGGAGGAGAGUCAGCUGUGCAUGAAUGACAAAGUCAGCCUCACAGGCGGGGUAGGAAGUCUGGGUAUGUGAAUGUCUGUCCCAGACUGUUAUUUUGAGCAAAUACAUGUCACAGUCAAGUGA